CGCCAUUAAACACAAAAGAUGAAGAAAUAAGACGAAAACGAAACUCUGUUGUGAACCGCCGUAAACGCUUCAAGUGCUAUUUUGCCUGUCACUGAUGCGUUUGAUAAGUAUUCAUAUCCCUUAUUCUUUUGUAUCGAGCUAAUAAUGAGUUUUGUUCAACCAGCGCGGUUUUAUAAACAUCUGCCAGUAUGGAUCGUAGAGGACCACCACGAUGUGGUGUGCCAUAUAUAUCGUGCCAUUGCAACAAGACAUCUCCCCAUGAAGAACAUUAAGCUUAUUCAUUUAGACUCCCAUCCAGAUCUACUAAUUCCUGUCAACUUGUGUGCUGAUACAGUUUUUGAAAAGGAUAAAUUGUUUAGUGAGUUGAGUAUAGAAAACUGGAUCAUGCCCAUGGUUUAUGCUGGCCACAUCUCUUGUGUGGCAUGGCUCCACCCAUACUGGUCACAGCAAAUCAUGGAAGGGGAACACAAAAUGACUGUUGGCAAAGAUUCAUCCACAACUACCAUUAGGGUGACGAGUAAAGAUCAUUACUUCCUCAGUGAUGGCUUGUAUGUUCCAGAGGAACAACUUGAAAACCCCAAACCCUUCAAAUUAAAUGUGAUCAAAGUCAAUCCUGUUAAUCAUCAGCAACCUUUUGCAGAAAUGAAAACAGAGGAGGAUUCUGAGACACAGCUUGCCAAGAAACCCAGAAGAGAAUGUCCACAAGUUGGGGACACCAGUUGCUCUCAACUCCUUCCAAGAACUGAUCUACCAGACGCCAGGCAAGAACAAAGCUGCAGUGUAAAAAGAGAUUGCAACGAUGGAAAUGAAGAAGGAUCCACAAGUUAUGUUAUUGAAAGGAUAUCAACUGUCCUGAAUCAAACAGAGCCGUACAUCCUGGAUAUUGACUUAGAUUUCUUCUCCUGUAAGAAUCCAUUCAAGGAACUAUAUACAGCGGAGGAAUAUACCAUCCUUCAGGAACUCUACAACUUCAGAGGACCUGCUCCGACUGCUAAUGAGGAGGAACUUAAUGAAUGUGUUGAUCAUCGUAUUCAACAGUUGGAAGACUUAGAAGCAGCAUUUGCUGAUCUGAUAGAAGACGAUCGAGAAGAGGUUGUUUCACGUUGGGUUGGCAAACUUGGAAAGGCGUGUUUUGUCCGCCUGGUUUCCAGUUUGAAGUCACGAAAUCCUCACCCAGAUUAUGAAUUGGUACAUCAGGCAGGUUUAACCUGCGACUCCAUCGAGUUGCCCCAUCAUAUUAGCUCUGAUGAAGAGAUCGACAGACUUGUAUCAGCUGUGCAACGGUUUCUGAAGCACCUACCUUUACCUACUCUAGUGACAAUGUCCAGAUCCAGUCUUGAUGAAUACUGCCCUGUAGAACAAGUGGAUUUAGUCCAAUGCAGAAUACUGACUGUACUAGAAAAGCAGUAUGGACCAUUGGACAUACAAAAGGACUAUGAAAAUACUAAGACGGAGGUUCAGGACCAUCAAGCUCAGACCCUAUAAGGACUCCAGGACUGUAAUCUAAAUUGUGUUUUGUCAAGCACUGUCUACAUGUAAAUUUCUAUUGUUGCAUGUUAGUUUCUGGUUUAUGCCAAGACUGGUUAAAACAACAAAUAUU
This is a messenger RNA of Syngnathus typhle (broad-nosed pipefish), 1600 nucleotides long. It is a transcript of the gene lg13h5orf22, whose product is annotated as linkage group 13 C5orf22 homolog. The coding region runs from base 145 to 1485 and encodes 446 amino acids. NCBI's taxonomy places the organism in Eukaryota, Metazoa, Chordata, Actinopteri, Syngnathiformes, Syngnathidae. The transcript has 10 exons. The record is from RefSeq and is a predicted model, not a curated record.